Entamoeba histolytica HM-1:IMSS is the source of this 411-nucleotide messenger RNA. RefSeq lists its product as uncharacterized. The transcript has a single exon. Gene Ontology annotation, molecular function: DNA binding. The record is from RefSeq and is a predicted model, not a curated record. NCBI's taxonomy places the organism in Eukaryota, Evosea, Mastigamoebida, Endamoebidae. Gene Ontology annotation, biological process: regulation of DNA-templated transcription. The coding region runs from base 1 to 411 and encodes 136 amino acids.
AUGGACAGUGCAUAUAAUCCAUUCAACAUACAUCAGGGAGAAGAAAAAUCUGGAAAUUCUAUUAUAGUAUGUAAUGGUAAACCGAUUAAAACUAAUUUACACAAUCUUUUGGAAAUAAAUAUUCUAAAAACGAUGCAUAGAGAUGAAUUUAAUGAGUACCAACGAAAAAUUAAACAAUUUAGACAAUUAACUGAAGAAGAAAGGAAUAUAUUAAAAGGUGUAGAGAGAAAAAUCAAAGCUCAAGAAAGUUUACGGAAAUGUCGUAUUAAAAAGAAAGAAGAAAUUCUCACUAUGGAAAAAGAAAUUGCUUUGAUGAAACGUAAAACUAGUGAACUACAAAAAGAAAAUGAUCAAAUUGCAGAUAUUCUCAGUGAAUGUGAAAAUUGUAGAAAUAAUAUUAUUUUGAAAUAA